This is a messenger RNA of Phalaenopsis equestris, 297 nucleotides long. Its product is annotated as small ubiquitin-related modifier 2-like. Bases 1 to 297 code for a protein of 98 amino acids. Gene Ontology annotation, biological process: protein sumoylation. Gene Ontology annotation, cellular component: nucleus. Gene Ontology annotation, molecular function: protein tag activity; ubiquitin-like protein ligase binding. NCBI's taxonomy places the organism in Eukaryota, Viridiplantae, Streptophyta, Magnoliopsida, Asparagales, Orchidaceae. The transcript has a single exon. The record is from RefSeq and is a predicted model, not a curated record.
AUGUCGGGAGGCAGACAGGAGGACAAGAAGCCGGAGCAGUCUGAGUACAUUAUUCUGAAGACCCAGAGCCAGGAUGGGAAUGAAGUAUUUUUCAAGAUCAACCGCGGCACACCACUAAUGAAGCUGAUGACUGCCUACUGUGAUCGCAUGUCUGUAGAUUUCAGUUAUGUUCGCUUUCUCUUUGAAGGUAGUAGGCUUCACGGUGAGAGAACACCAGAGGAGUUGCAUAUGGAAGAUGACGAUCAAAUUGAUGUUGUGGUUUCCCAAGAUGGGGGAUGUAUGAUCAUCUACGUUUAG